CUUGUAUCACACGAUUUAUUCAUCGUCCACACUGGAGUGUCAGCGAGAGAGCCGAGCGACCUCCCAACGAAGUUUCCGGCCACUGCCUUGGUUUCAGAGAACUCGAUCUCUCACUCCAGAAUUUUCUUUUCGAGCUUUGUCCUCUGCUCUACUCUUGAUUGUUUACUCUGAUUUUCUUAAGUCUAUCAUCUCUAACGCCCGAAAAUGCCUCUCAGGCUUGACAUCAAGAGAAAAUUUAUACAAAGAACUGAAAGAGUAAAAUCAGUGGAUUUGCAUCCAACUGAACCAUGGCUUCUUGCAAGUUUGUAUUCGGGAACUGUGUACAUUUGGAACUACCAAUCACAGACCAUGGUAACAUCUUUUGAAGUCUCUGAACUUCCAGUUAGGUCAGCUAAAUUUAUAGCACGCAAGCAGUGGAUAGUAGCUGGAGCUGAUGACAUGUCUAUCCGUGUAUACAAUUACAAUACAAUGGACAAGGUUAAACUUUUUGAAGCACACACAGACUAUAUUAGAUGCGUGGCUGUCCAUCCAACACUUCCAUAUGUUCUGUCAUCAUCUGAUGACAUGCUUAUUAAACUCUGGGAUUGGGAGAAAGGUUGGUUGUGCACUCAAAUAUUUGAGGGGCAUUCUCACUAUGUAAUGCAAAUUACGUUUAAUCCUAAAGACACCAACACAUUUGCGAGUGCCUCCCUAGAUCGCACAAUUAAGGUCUGGAAUCUUGGUUCACCUGACCCAAAUUUUACCUUGGAAGGCCACUUGAAAGGAGUAAAUUGUGUUGAUUACUUUACUGGUGGUGAUAAGCCAUACCUAAUUAGUGGCUCUGAUGAUCAAACUGCCAAGGUAUGGGACUAUCAAACCAAAAGUUGUGUUCAGACACUUGAAGGACACACUCAUAAUAUUUCUGCAGUCUGUUUCCAUCCUGAACUUCCAAUAAUAAUGACUGGUUCUGAGGAUGGAACAGUUCGAAUAUGGCAUGCAACCACUUACAGGCUUGAGAACACGUUGAAUUAUGGGCUUGAACGAGUUUGGGCUAUUGGUUAUAUGAAAGGCUCACGGCGGAUUGUAUUUGGAUACGAUGAGGGAGCCAUCAUGGUUAAAAUUGGUCGAGAAGAACCAGUUGCCAGCAUGGACAAUGGGGGGAAAAUAAUUUGGGCGAAGCAUAAUGAAGUUCAAAUUGUGAAUAUCAAAAGUGUUGGGAAUACAGAGGUCGCAGAUGGAGAACGAUUGCCUUUGGCCGUCAAGGAAUUGGGAACAUGUGAUCUUUAUCCUCAAAGCUUAAAACACAAUCCCAAUGGGAGGUUUGUUGUUGUUUGUGGAGAUGGCGAGUACAUUAUAUAUACAGCCUUAGCUUGGAGAAAUAGAUCCUUUGGCUCAGCACUGGAAUUUGCCUGGUCAUCAGAUGGAGAAUACGCAGUUAGAGAAAGUACAACAAGGAUCAAAUUAUUUAACAAGACAUUCCAGGAGAAGAAAAAUAUUCGACCUACAUUCUUAUGUGAGCACAUGUACGGAGGGACAUUAUUAGCAAUGUGCUCAAAUGAUUUCAUCUGUUUUUAUGACUGGGCUGAAUGCAGAUUAAUUAGGCGGAUCGAUGUUAAUGUGAAAAAUGUUUAUUGGGCGGAUAGUGGUGAUUUGGUGGCAAUAGCUAGUGAGUCAUCAUUCUACAUACUAAAAUACAAUCGUGAUGUUGUAUCAUCAUAUUUUGACGGUGGAAGUUCAGUUGAUGAACAAGGUGUCGAGGAUGCUUUUGAGCUGCUCUUUGAAAUAAAUGAGCGUGCCAGAACAGGAAUUUGGGUUGGUGAUUGUUUCAUCUAUACUAACACUUCUUGGCGUCUUAAUUACUGUGUUGGCGGAGAGGUGACAACUAUGUGCCACCUGGACCGACCUAUGUACUUGUUGGGAUAUCUGGCCAAUCAAAGUCGGGUUUAUCUUAUUGAUAAAGACUUCAAUGUCAUGGGAUACACUUUACUUCUCAGCUUGAUUGAAUACAAAACUCUUGUGAUGCGUGGAGAUCUAGAUCAUGCAAAUCAAAUUUUACCAACCAUUCCUCCAGAACAUCACAAUAGUGUUGCUCGUUUUUUGGAAUCUCGAGGAAUGUUGGAAGAUGCGCUAGAAGUGGCUACAGAUCCUGAUUACAAAUUUGAUCUGGCCAUACAGCUGGGAAGACUUGAGAUUGCAAAGGAAAUUGCUACCAAAGCCCAAAGUGAAUCAAAGUGGAAGCAGCUGGGAGAAUUAGCUAUGUCCAUUGGGCAGUUUGAAUUGGCUGAAAAUUGUCUAUUGCAUGGAAUGGACUUAAGUGGGUUGUUGCUUCUCUACUCUUCUAUUGGAGAUGCUCAAGGUAUACUAAAACUUGUAUCCCUUGCCAAAGAGCAAGGAAAGAAUAAUGUGGCAUUCCUUUGUUUAUUCAUGCUGGGAAAAUUAGAAGAGUGCAUCCAACUGCUGAUUGACAGUAACCGAAUACCUGAAGCAGCUUUAAUGGCACGAUCUUACCUUCCAAGCAAGGUGUCAGAGAUAGUUGCAAUUUGGAGAGAUGACCUAAAGAAGGUCAGUAAGAAAGCUGCUGAGUCAUUAGCUGAUCCUGACGAAUACCCUAAUUUGUUUGACGACUGGGAUGUUUCUCUUUCCCUUGAAGCAGAAAGUGGAAAAAACAGGUGCAAUUAUCCUCCUGCUGAACUGUACCCAAUCUAUGCUCAGAAAUCAACCACCACCCUUCUUGAGAAGUUUAAGAGCAUGCAAAUUGAUGAAAACGAUGAUCCGACUGAAAAUGGACAGCAUGAUCAUGAGGAGACUCUGGGGAACGAGGAAAAUCAUGGACAAGAAGCUGUGGUUGAAGAGGAUGCUAGUUCCACAAAUGGUAUUGUUAUUUUAGAUAGUAAGGAGGAUGAAGAAGAAUUGGGAGCAAAGGAUGAGACCAGUUCACCACAAAAAUUGGAAGUUAAAGACGAGAGCACUUCAGCAGAUGAAUUGGAAGCAAAGGAUGAGAACACUUCACCAUCCUAAGGUGAUGCUUUGCUGAAAGUAUGAAGGAUACAUUACCAGUUCCACAGGACAAGCUAGGCCCAGCUGUUAUACGCAUAUCUUCUGAGUUGACUCGUAACAUCUUUUUUUGCACACCAGUGAAAGCUUCUCAUAUUUCCUUAUAUUGCAGUAGUUUUCGCGGGACCCUAUACGCUUUUACAGAUGAGAAAAAAAAGGUUGUCUGGAGUAUACUUCUAUAAAAAGUGUGUCAAUAAAUCCUAAAAGGAUUACUUUUUUUAGUCAGACUCCCAUUUCACCACUCUUCAUGUCAUACACCUUAUAUUAGUUUGGCAUAUAAAGAGUCGAGAAAAGAGACCUUCGAAGGUACCACUGAUGCUUCCGGUAGUCUGUUGAUUUUGUAGGUAAACAAAAUCUCAAUAACUUGUACGAUAUUACUUUACCGUUGGAAUUAGAAACUUUUUUAAUGUUAUAUACAAUUUCAUAUAAUAUCCAUAGCUAGGAUUAGGGAUAUAAAUAUAUAUAUUUGGGUUUGUUAGAAUGACAACCAGUUCAUCCCGCAUUAUACAUCUAUGCCUUUAUUUUCUACC
Humulus lupulus (European hop) is the source of this 3563-nucleotide messenger RNA. RefSeq names its product coatomer subunit beta'-1-like. Lineage: Eukaryota; Viridiplantae; Streptophyta; Magnoliopsida; Rosales; Cannabaceae. The record is from RefSeq and is a predicted model, not a curated record. Gene Ontology annotation, cellular component: COPI vesicle coat. Gene Ontology annotation, molecular function: structural molecule activity; protein binding. Bases 205 to 2997 code for a protein of 930 amino acids. Gene Ontology annotation, biological process: intracellular protein transport; endoplasmic reticulum to Golgi vesicle-mediated transport; intra-Golgi vesicle-mediated transport. The transcript is spliced from 26 exons.